Botrytis cinerea B05.10 is the source of this 719-nucleotide messenger RNA. RefSeq lists its product as hypothetical. The coding region runs from base 85 to 603 and encodes 172 amino acids. The transcript has a single exon. NCBI's taxonomy places the organism in Eukaryota, Fungi, Ascomycota, Leotiomycetes, Helotiales, Sclerotiniaceae. The record is from RefSeq and is a predicted model, not a curated record.
GAUUGAUUUUAUUAGAAUUUUCUCUUCCUUCAUCUAAUCUACUCAUCGAUCGACAGGUCGAAUAAUAGACCAUUAGCAGCAAAUAUGAAGUCCAACAAACAAGGCCAUCUUCAACGCAAAUUUUCACCAGAGGCAAGAGAGCAACGCGGUAUUUCAGACCUCCCAAUCCGCACAAAAGAAGCUCAAGACACCGAUAACCUUUCUGAUCCUCAACAUCAUGUCCUAAUCGAAUAUCGAGUUGCAAACGAAACUUUGGGCACCAGACUCUUAAGCAUGGGCGUUCUUCUCAUUAAUGAGUCCAGUUCAUAUUCUGAACUUCUAGAUGCAAUUCAAGGCAGACCAAGCAAUUGGGAAAAUGUCCCAUCAGACAGCAUGGAGAAAAGUGUUGCGGUUAGAUGGAAAAUUGGUCAAGCUGUCAACGACGAUUCGUAUGAUACUCUCUGUGGCUAUGAUGUUGUUAUUAAAAGUCUCAUACUCAUGAUGCGUGAGAGGCACUGGAAGGAUAGACUGGUCGUCGUGUAUUAUACAGAGGACAGUGAUGUUAGUGACAGUAGUGACGGUAGUGAUGGCAGUGAAGCAGAGUGUGAAGCCACGGACCCUUGAAGUUUCCCCGGGGUUGUGAUAAGCAGGAGAUGGCCUAGCAGAAAAUCGUGAGUGGAGAAGCUUUCAUCGGGUGACUGGUAGGACUAUUCCAAUAAAUCAAUGAUUAGAUCUCACCA